AUGGACGAGGAGGAGGAGGAAAUUCCUACCUGUCCUCUAUGUCUGGAGGAACUAGACUCCACAGACCGUGCUGUUAAGGCGUGUCAAUGCGGUUAUCAGGUAUGUUUAUGGUGCCUUCACCACAUUCGCGAGCAACUUUCUGCCCGAUGUCCCGCAUGCCGAACUCCGUAUGAGGAACAAAACUUCAAGUUUGCGGAAGUCAAUCCUGAGCAGGCUGCGAAAGAAGCAAAGGAAAGAGCGACGGCAAAAAAGGAACGCGAACGGCGAGAGAAACUCAAGGAAAUUGAAAAGGAACGUGCUCGUGCAGUCGCGGUCUCUCAGCUAAAAGCAAAGAGCAACUUCAAGCAUGCCAGAAUUUUGCAAAGAAACUUGGUCUAUGUCAUUGGGCUCAGUCUGACUUUGGCGAGAGAAGAGGUUAUUCGUCGUGCCGAUAUGUUUGGAAAGUUCGGUCGCAUGAUGCGCAUUCUUGUCAAUCGUUCUCAUCCUUUCAACGCGGAUGCUCCUGGAGGACCAAGCAUAUCUGCGUACAUUCAAUAUUAUCGUGAUUCCGACGCUUCAGCUGCAGUUCGUGGCAUGAACAACGGUGUCUUUGACGGUAGGGAAAUACGCUGCGCGAUCGCCACCACCAAAUAUUGCGAUGUCUUUGCUCGAAACGCGGCUGCCUCAGAUCAGAAUGCCAUGUUUCACUGCGGCAAUCAGUUCUGCAUGUACUAUCAUUCGAUUGCACCCGCGGACCUUGUCCUUACUAGAGAAGAAGUGUUGGCAAGACAACUAGGGCCUCCGCCUCCUGCGCAUCUCUUUUUCCCAGACUCCCGUCGCCCGAACCAUGCCCCCCUUCCCUUUCAUAGACCCGGCCCUCCACAGCCAAUUCCUAUUCAUCCACCACCCAACACUGGCGUUCCACUAUCGACUUCGUCCGCCUCCCAGGGUCGUUCCAUGAUGACACGACCACCGGCAUCGAUGCCAAGUCCAUCUACCGCUCCCUCUAUUCCGUUCCCUCAACAUGGCCAACCUCCCAUUCAUGUAAUCCCCAACAUGAAUGUCCCUUUGUCAAUGCCAGCUACGACGCAAGGAAGCAAUGGUGCUUCGGCUGCUGGUCAGCAAGCGCCUCCAUCUUCGCCUCGCCCGCGAGUGCCUGGGAACGUUACUGCUGGACGCAAGGUUGGUGGCCCACCUCAACCAUUCUCUCCAACACGCGCGCCCGUUCGAACUCCACCUGGGUCCCCCCAGUCUGGGCGAUCGAGUUCUUUUCUUCAUCGCUCUCCGAGGAAAUCGGAACCAGGAUCAGUGCCACUGUCAUCUGCGGGAGCAUCUAGCGCCAGGGGGAAUGGGACCAGAUCGGCCACUGCUAGCGCGGCUCCCUUCUUUUCACCACGAUCCAGUAGAGCUCAGCUCCCUUCAAAUGCUGGGUGGGCGUCGGGUCACAGUCGUAAUUCGUCUCGCUCUCCCCCACGGCGUGGUCCGUCGACUUCUCUCGACGAAUCUGCUCUGUCCACACCCCGUACACCGCGUCGUCUCCCCCGAGAUAAUGCGCCCCCAGGUUUUGAAAGUGCCGCAAGUUCAAGUACCUCGGCGGCACCGUCGCGACCUCCUGGCUUUGACACCCCAGCUUCGCCUCAGUCAUCUAGUGGCAACCGAGAAGGAGCAGUAACAAAGUCUGGUUUGACAAGCGGAGCUCAUAUUUCGGCCCCUCCUGGUUUCGGACCAACCGCAGUUUCGUCACGAGGUAAUGGAUCCGAAGAAACGGAUAGGAACAACGUUGCGGCGGCAUGGUCUCAGGAGGCAACCACCGAUGAGGUGUUUGCCACGCAAGAUCGACGCCCGCGAAGACCCGUCGGGAAGCCAGGUCAGCGUGCUGGUCUUGGUCCUCAGAGUGCUACUGAUUCUGUGCCUGCAUUGGCACAGCUGCUUGCGAAGCGAGGAAAAGAGACUGGUGUGUCAGCGGAGCUUCAGUCCAAGACGGGACCUCUGGAAAUUUCUGACGCAUCCGAAUCUCGUAAUGGACAAUACAACCUUGCGGAUGCGCCACUGGUGUCUCAACCACCACUUGGGUCUUUGUUUGGGAAGUCGUCGCAAGGAGGCAAAGUACCCCCGUCAGAUGUGGAUCGUCGCGUGAAGAGCCCCGAGUCGUCCUCGUACACAUCCGCGUUUUCUGUACCGCUGGGACGUACUGAGACAUCCAAACUUCAGGAAAGCGCGGCCGCAGCAAGACGGAAUAGCUCUCGGUUCGACUUUGCAAGACGUUCGGUCCCUGAGUCACUCUCUGAGUCAACUCAUCCCUCGACUCAGUCAAUGAGCAUACCGUCUCUUGAGCGUGGUGCUUCGAAAACGACUUUCGGCAAAGUGGGGGGGUCUGCCGUCCCGAAAUCUAGUCGCGAUGAGUAUGCUUUUGCUGAAAUGAACCCGAACUUUGUUCAGGGCUCGUCUGCGGUAACUUCUACUUCGCACGCACUGAAACAGGCGCGCUCCAGAUUUGGAUUUGCGGAGCAGACGUCCUCUCCGAAGUCAAACCAUACGCGUCCUCGGCCUGAAGGGCUGGAUUCUACAGCAAACGGGGAAGGGCUGAGCAGCGGAUUUGAUGGACCGUUUGCGAAUCUGUCUACUGCUGAGAAGCUGGCUUCCCUCUUUCAUCGGGCAGAAUGGUCGGGCGAAAGGCUACCCCCAAUGCCUACGCACGAGCCUCAAGUAGAUCAAUUGGCCAGCGCAGAUCAAGUACUGGACCCAAAUACAAGUCACAAUCGCCCUGUCACUGCAUUACCAAUUCCCGCAGCCGUACCAGAUCAUGGAGAGAUACGGAAAAAUUCACCAGUAUCUCGCUCUCGCCCAACACAAUAUGCCCCCCCGGGUUUUAGGGAGGCCACGCCUGACAUUUCGCCAGAAACCACUGCAGUCGACAACAAGACGACUACCGCGGGCGUGGCCACUAAAGUGGCAUCUGGCGGCUCGACACGCAAUGCUUCUGAAGCGCUGUCACCUGUUCGAACGGACGAUACCGUUAGCUCAGGUACUGAAAGCAUUGAGGAAGACAGAAAGAGAAGUCGAGCACAGAGGAAAAGAGACAAAAAGGCGCGGCAGCUGCGAGAAGCGGCUGAACGGAAGGCCCUGGAGGUGUUGCCCCCAAGCACGGUACCCGUGCAAAGUACCGAUGCCUCUACAAAGUUAAAGGACCAACAGCGCCUUGCUGCAUCUGUGAGCGGUCUGAGGGAAAUGAAGAACACGUCUCCGGGUCAGAUUAUAUCGCAAGCGACAGAGCCAUCGAAGCAUCUCAAGCAAGCGAGAUUGACGGACGAUCCUAGCAGAUUCAUGUCAGUCUCAGAGCUAGAACGCGAAGUGGAAGCGGCUAGAGCGCGCGAAGCGCAGCUGCAGGACAGACUUCAAGAGUUGCAGAGGCGUAUUCGGAACUACGAUAAUGUGCGAACUUAG
Messenger RNA from Chondrus crispus (carragheen), 3423 nucleotides. RefSeq lists its product as hypothetical. The record is from RefSeq and is a predicted model, not a curated record. NCBI's taxonomy places the organism in Eukaryota, Rhodophyta, Florideophyceae, Gigartinales, Gigartinaceae. Gene Ontology annotation, molecular function: ubiquitin-protein transferase activity; RNA binding. The transcript has a single exon. Gene Ontology annotation, biological process: protein ubiquitination. Gene Ontology annotation, cellular component: CCR4-NOT complex. Bases 1 to 3423 code for a protein of 1140 amino acids.